Molecule: messenger RNA, 1035 nt
Organism: Magnolia sinica
Lineage: Eukaryota; Viridiplantae; Streptophyta; Magnoliopsida; Magnoliales; Magnoliaceae
Product: protein PHLOEM PROTEIN 2-LIKE A9-like
Exons: 4
Coding region: 283-786 (167 amino acids)
Source: RefSeq, a predicted model, not a curated record
GUCCCCUUUCUUCCUUUUACUCUCUGCAUUCCCUAUGACAAUUUUUAGGUCUCUCCCUCCCUCCCCACAAGCGGUAAAAGCGAUGGCAGCCAUGGAGGGCGGCAGCAAGCUCUCUGACACCAUCCACUUCUGCAACUACCUGUGACUGCGACAGUCAGAAUUGAAAGAGAAGAGUUGAAAUCUCGCCAGAAUCAGUGUAUUGGUUUUCCUCGUAUCAGCCAUUCCUGGUAAAAAGAAAAAGAAACUCAGUCCAGUCAAGAACGUGGAUCGUCAUAUUUCUCCAUGGGAACUAGUCACUACAAAGGAAACUCAGAUUACCUGCUCGAAGAGGAAGAUGGCUCGUUCGUGAUCAAACCCAUAGCACUUGAUAUCGUAUGGGGACGCAGCCCCAACUAUUGGCGACUACCAGAAAGUGAAAACGACACCGCUGAGCUUCUAGGAGUGAAUUGGUUUGAAGUGAGCGGUUCAAUCGAGCUCAAUAAACUAAAGCACAGGAAAUAUAAAAUCGGCUUCAUUGUAAGCUUACAGGCAAAUGGGUCCGGUUGGUCUAACAACCCCAUAUACAUGAUGACCAAGGUCGGAAGGAAUGACUUUAAAUGGAAGGGUGUUGAUUUGAGUGGUAGGGACCCAAAUACCCAAUUUGAUAUCCCAGAAGAUCACACUUUUGAACUCACAGUGGCGGAGGUAGAAUCCAACGAGAAUCUCAACUUUGGCCUCUACGAAGUAUGGAGGGGAAGUUGGAAGACUGGCCUAGUCAUCCAUAAAGUGGUCAUCUCACCCCUAUAAAAUAAUAGCCGUUGAUUAUCUCUCUCUCUUGUUUCCUCUUUUACCGCAGGACUUUGGUUUGCAUGCAUGCAUGCAUCUACCAGUUUAUGAUAAUAAUAAAGAUUGGAACAUCUCUAAUAAGAUUGUAUGACGACUAACAUUAUGCCACGGAUGGCUAAAGAAGUAUCAUCCCUUCCACGAUGAGCUGUUCCGUUGCUUUGGAGGUGGCCGAUGGCCAGUGAAUUUAAUUUCAACUUCUAGGUUCUUAAA